Molecule: messenger RNA, 1043 nt
Organism: Caenorhabditis angaria
Lineage: Eukaryota; Metazoa; Nematoda; Chromadorea; Rhabditida; Rhabditidae
Source: the annotation of a GenBank genome assembly
AUGUCGUAUUCAAGUUAUAUGCCAUCUUCAUAUCACGAUGUAAGAAUUUCGAAUGCUAGCUUAGGCUUUUAGUUUGCAAUUUUUCAGAACAAUGUGCAAAUUGCGAUAAAUGGUGUCGAACUUGUGAAUCGUCAUGAAUUAUCGAACACACAAGAUAAGGUACUUCAACGAUUUAUUGACGCAAAUUCACAUAUAUUGCAAUGGAAAGAUCGGGAAAUAAGUGAGUUCUAAUAACAUUUCUGGAGCAAAAAUUAAUUUUUGAUUUUUUGGCGAAAGAUUUUUUGAAUAAUUCAAGAUUCAGAGAAUUUUUUAUAUUUCGAUACUAACAUAGAACUAUACUUUAGUUCAUGAUUAUUUUACUUUUACCUAAAAUAUUUUCUUGCCAAACUCUCUCAAUUUCCAGUCCAACCACCAGUCCGUCACACACCAAGUCAUCAUUAUGAAGAUAUGCGUAGAAGUUUGUCAAGAGGUCCAAGCCCCUUUGAAAAAUACAAUUCCUUGGACAGACUUGCUACUAAACGUCAAGAAAACAUCCCAGAAAACCCUCCAAUCAAUCGAAAUGAUUUGCCACGUUAUCCAAAUAUCGAUAAUCAUAAUUAUACAGAAGAAUUUCCUGGACUCGAAUAUUUAUCUGACAACACAUUCAUCGAAGAUCUCAUCAAACAAGGCCAAGUGUCAAUCGGAAGUUCAGGAUUAAUCAGUCAACCAGGAUCAAGAGUUGGUAGCUCACUUGGUGGAGCAUAUUCAAGUCUUCCAAGAGCACAAAGUAAUAUGAGCAAUUAUGGAACUUUGAAAGGGGGUAUCAAACAACACUCCACUUUACCACCAACAAGUCCUUAUAGCAGUUUGAAACGGUGAGAUUAUUUUUGAAAUUAAAAUGAAAAGAUGAAAAAGAUGAGAAAUGUGUUUAUAGAAAAGGUGUCAGUUGGUUGGAUCAAGAGCGUGCACGAUCUCUAUCACCCGGACUUCAUCAAAACUUAUCGCGCCAAUAUCAAAGACCCGCUUCAACUAUUCACACAACCACAUAUACAACCAGUUAUUAA